This is a messenger RNA of Camellia sinensis, 2197 nucleotides long. Its product is annotated as CBL-interacting protein kinase 18. The record is from RefSeq and is a predicted model, not a curated record. Gene Ontology annotation, biological process: protein phosphorylation; signal transduction. Gene Ontology annotation, molecular function: ATP binding; protein serine/threonine kinase activity. Lineage: Eukaryota; Viridiplantae; Streptophyta; Magnoliopsida; Ericales; Theaceae.
CAUGACCUCUCUCACACCUGAUCCUUACUCCUCCCCGUGUUUUCAUUCAUAAUUAAUCACCGACCGAUCACGUUCUCUCUCGCUCCUUCGCAGUUUGUGGUACGCCGAGACUUUUCUCAGCUCAAUCCAAAAAACCAAAAACGAAAACAAGGUCUACAUCAAGUUUUUGCAGUUGAAGUUAAUUCUUGACAUUCCUCUGCUUGUCAGCAUUUUCUAAUUGAUCUUUUUUUAAAAGAGAAGCCAGGGAAUGCUGAAAGAUGUGCAUGACUGUUCAGAACCCUUUCUGUGAAGUCCACAACGUGUUGGCCUUACAACAGCCACUCUUCUUCAGCUCACAUGAGACUGGGCCUUUAAAUCAUAGCUUAUUCAUUCCACAUGCCCAAAAGCACAAAGGGAUAAGCAAUUAUAAAAUGCCACUUGUUUUAAUGCACUAUGUGUGCGAAGACGGUUGAGCUACUUCUACCGUUAAUUACUCCUGCAAGGUAGGUUUCAUACGACAUAUUAGCAGGAGAUAGAGUAGUAUAUAGUCCUCCAUUAGCUCUGGAAUGGACACCAGAAGUGGUGUGUUGAUGGAAAGAUAUGAAUUAGGGAGAUUAUUAGGCCAAGGAACCUUUGCUAAGGUUUACUAUGCGAGAAGUCUCAAAACUGGCCAAAGUGUGGCCAUUAAAAUGAUAGACAAGGAGAAAGUUUUGCGGGUUGGGCUUGUAGAUCAGAUUAAACGAGAAAUAUCUGUUAUGAGAAUGGUCAGGCACCCUAAUAUUGUGCAGCUUUAUGAAGUCAUGGCCACCAAAACAAAGAUUUAUUUUGUCAUCGAAUUUGCUAAAGGAGGUGAACUUUUUGACAAGGUGGCUAAAGGAAGGCUGAAGGAGGAUGCUGGUCGAAAAUAUUUUCAACAAUUGGUCAAUGCUGUUGAUUUCUGCCACAGUAGGGGCGUCUAUCACCGGGAUCUGAAACCUGAAAACUUACUUUUAGAUGAGAAUGAGAAUCUGAAGGUUUCUGAUUUUGGAUUGAGUGCACUUGCUGAAUCAAAGCGCCAAGAUGGGCUUCUUCAUACCACUUGUGGGACCCCUGCCUAUGUUGCUCCUGAGGUGAUUAACAGGAAAGGCUAUGAUGGUGCCAAAGCUGAUAUUUGGUCAUGUGGGGUGAUCUUAUAUGUUAUUUUGGCUGGUUAUCUCCCAUUCCAUGAUUCAAAUUUGAUGGAGAUGUAUAGGAAGAUUGGCAAAGCAGAGUAUAAAUGCCCCAAUUGGUUUCCAGCGGAAGUACGGAAGCUACUAUCAAAGAUGUUGGAUCCAAAUCCCAAUACUAGAAUUUCUAUUGCCAAAAUUAAGGAAAAUUCCUGGUACAAAAAGGGAUUGAACAAACCAACAAUAACUGAUGCGGAGAGCAAGAUGGCAUCUUCUUCAAAUGCUGAUGCAGCUUCUGCUUCAUGUGAGAAUAGUAGUAUGGCUGCUGAGGAAAAGCAAGAAUUAGUGAAAGCUGCAAACUUAAAUGCUUUUGACAUCAUUUCCCUUUCUGCUGGUUAUGAUCUAUCAGGCUUGUUUGAGGAGUCUCAUCUAAGGAAAGAAGAGAGAUUUAUUUCGAGACAACCUGCCUCAGUAAUCAUAUCAAAACUAGAGGAAGUUGCAAAGCGUUUGAAAAUGAGGGUGAGGAAAAAGGGCGGAGGGUUAAUACAGUUUGAGGGAAUGAAGGAAGGUAGAAAGGGGAUCUUGUCCAUUGAUGCGGAGAUUUUUGUAGUCGCUCCAUCAUUUCAUUUGGUGGAGGUGAAGAAAUCUAAUGGAGAUACGCUGGAAUACCAAAAGAUACUGAAAGAGGGUAUGAGACCCGCUCUCCAAGAUAUUGUUUGGGCUUGGCAAGGUGAGCAGCAGCAGCCACAACUAGAACUACAUCUGGAACCAGUCCCACCACAACAGCAAGAACAACUACAGCAGCAGCAGCAACCACAACAGAAAGAACAACUACAGCAGCAGCAGCUGGACCAGUUACCUUGAUCAUUGGUCCAUUGCCAAUGUUCAAUAUUGGAUAAAUUUUGUAAAUUUUUCUAUUCUGCCCUUUUUUCAACAUCUAUUGUGUGUCCUUGUUUGUAUCAUAGCUUUACCAAUAAACUUGAAAUUGUGUUUGCUUUCUUCACAACAUACCGUACAUAAGCAACACAUGUUUUGAUUUUGCAGAUUCUAAAAAUGCUCUCUUUUUUCUGCAA